This is a messenger RNA of Mollisia scopiformis, 4017 nucleotides long. RefSeq names its product P-loop containing nucleoside triphosphate hydrolase protein. The coding region runs from base 1 to 4017 and encodes 1338 amino acids. The record is from RefSeq and is a predicted model, not a curated record. Gene Ontology annotation, molecular function: ABC-type transporter activity; ATP binding; lipid carrier activity. NCBI's taxonomy places the organism in Eukaryota, Fungi, Ascomycota, Leotiomycetes, Helotiales, Mollisiaceae. The transcript has 9 exons. Gene Ontology annotation, cellular component: intracellular membrane-bounded organelle; membrane. Gene Ontology annotation, biological process: lipid transport; transmembrane transport.
AUGGGUCUUCUAUUGCGCCAAAUUGCCAUCUUGGUUCGCAAGGACCUCCUCUUGCUGUUCAGUGGUCCAAAGAGCAGGCUGAGCACACUUAUACGGGCACUCUGGAUCCCCAUCAUCUACUCGCUCUACAUGAGUGUCAUCAUCAAAGUGUACUGGCCAAAGGAAAAGUACGGUGUCGGGAAUCUUCAUCAGCUUCUGUCUCUUCAAUAUGCAAUGAAAACUGCGACGGGAGGACGCGAUACUGUGGUCUUCGUCAAUAAUGUCUCACUUGGUGGUGAUAUCGAUCGUGUUAUCAAUAACAUUGCUACUCCCAUUCGAGCAUCAGCAAAGAUGCAAUCGUUCUCAACGAUCCAUCGGAUCUACUUCAGUACUGGUGGUGCAGUCUCGCUUCCAUCGACCGUGAACGAAUAUCCAUUUACUUCCGUGACACAAAAGGCAUGCACUGCUCGAAUUACAACGGACAUCCAAAGGGCAACCACCAACCAUCUCUCCGUCGUCUGGUACAUUGGAUUUGUUGGCAUCAUGUACCAGCUGGUUGGUCUGAUGGCCAAGGAGAGAGAAAUCGGCAUGUCAGAUCUCGUCGAAUCCAUGAUGCCGAAUGUACGACGCUGGGAGUGUCAAUUUGCUCGACUAAUCGGUCACUUUCUCGCAUUUUCCAUCGUGUAUGCACCUGGAUGGAUAGUCAUGGGUGUAAUUGCCAAACAUGGACUGUUUCUUAAGACAUCCGGAAGCAUCGUCGUCAUCUUUUUCAUUCUGUCCGGUCUUGCUCUCAUAUCUUUCAGCAUAUUAGGAGCUUCAUUCUUCCGAAAAGCACAGCUCAGUGGUAUCACAACUGUUGUACUUGCUCUCUGUCUAGGUAUCAUCGCUCAGAUCGAGAGCAAAUCGUUGGAUUCGGCUACCGUAGUCAUACUGGGUCUGCUGUUCACCCCAAUGACCUUCGUCUUCUUCUUGUCCGCUGCAUUGCGAUUCGGUUUUAAUCAGGAGGCUGCCAAGCUGGGAGAAUCUGCACCUGGAACUCCGUGGACACUGCAUAUUGGAGUUCUAUGGGCUUUGCUGGUGAUGCAGAUCAUCGCCUAUCCAAUCCUUUCUAUGUAUGUCGAGCGUUGGUUGUAUGGGACAGCAGCUCAGCGUUCGAAGAGAAACGUUUCAUGGGGUGGAAUCGAAAGUAGCACGCCAGUCCGACUGACCAACUUCAAGAAAAUAUACCAAAAAAGCGGGAUUGUUCGUUUUGCAGCGCGUAUGUUCGGAAUCAGGCUCACUCCAGUCAUUGCUAUCAACGAUCUCAGCUUGACUGCCUUGCAAGGUCAGAUUCUGGCGCUUGUUGGCGCAAAUGGCUGUGGGAAAACGUCUGCACUGAAUGCCAUUGCGGGAUUGAAUAGCAUCACCGAUGGAUCAAUUACCGUGGAUGGCUCAGGAGGCAUUGGGCUAUGCCCACAGCAAAAUGUCUUAUGGAAUGGCCUGACGAUUGAGCAACACGCAAAGAUAUUCCACAAGCUGAAGACGACAUCAGCAGCAACUUCGAAUGACGAAGUCUGUGGGCUCAUCAAGAAAUGUGGCUUGGAAGGGAAGAGAAAAUCACGUGCACGAACAUUAUCGGGAGGGCAAAAAAGUAAGCUGCAGCUAAUCAUGAUGCUCAUUGGCGGUAGUCGCGUUUGUUGCCUUGAUGAAGUCUCAGAGGGUCUCGAUCCACCAUCCUGGCGACGCAUUUGGGAUAUUCUCCUAGCGGAACGAGGGCACCGAACCUUUAUUCUCACCACUCAUUUCUUGGAUGAAGCAGAAUAUCUUGCAGAUCAUAUCUCCAUCAUCACGAAAGGUCAUCUGAAGGCAGAAGGAUCUACAUCCGAGCUUAAAGCUCGUCUUGGAAGUGGAUAUCGAGUUCUUGUGUCCCCAGGAACGGACGGCGAUGCGAAUGGCAAUCUGGCAGAACUAUCACGGAAGAACGAGGAUCAAAACGUACAAGUCUCAAGGGAUCAAGAAUUUCCAAUCACCGGCCCAACAAUAGAAGAAGUGUUCAUGAAGAUGGCAAUCGAUACUUCGGAUGACUCUGGCACUGAUAAGGUCGAACACAUUGAAAUAUUGCAUGACGGUCACCAUGAGAAGAUUGCCACAGAUAUUGAUGCUACCGACGAAACAGCUCUUUUGACUGGGCAUCGUAUCGGAGCCUUUCAACAAAUAUUUACCUUGUUCAGGAAGCGAGUCACAGUCUUGCGCCGAAGUUGGGUCGGGACAUUUGCAACUAUUGUCAUUCCAAUUGCUGGUGCGGGUCUGGUCUCGAUGCUCAUCAAGAAUUUCCGAAAUCCUGGCUGUAACUUCGCCGACCAAAUCAGUGUCUCAGACAUCGAGACCUUGUCGAUGAGCCUGACACCACAAAUUGUCAUCGGACCUCAAAGUGCGCUAACACUCCAGAAACUUGAGCUUUUCUCUCGAGUCCUACCGAAUAUCACCCAAGGAAUUAACAAGUCGGCUAUCAUUCAAGGCAUACACGUUGUCAACAGCCUUGAUGAGUUUCUUAAUUUCACUAACAGUAACUACUCUACAAUAGUUCCUGGAGGUAUCUUUUUGGGCGCUCAAGGCUCUGUUCCUACUUACAGCUACAGAUCCAACUUAGGCGUACUUGGAGUUUAUGCUGCGAUCUUCAUCCAAAAUGCUAUGAAUGUGCUGUUGUCGAAUCAGACCAUUGCUACACAGUAUGGAUUGGCUGCGUACCCCGCAUUCUUCACUCUUUACCCCACGGCUGAGAGUUUAAGAGGUGUUCGGGCUUUGCAAUAUUCAAAUGGCGUUAGAAGUCUACCUUUAUGGUCCGCAUAUCUAACCUUUGAUGGAGUGAUUGUUCUUUUUAUCAGUGUUAUAGUCACUCUAAUAUUCGCCACUGCUGCUCCUCACGCUUGGUUCUCCCUAGGCACAAUCUUCUUGUGUCUCUUCUUGUAUGGCAUCACGUCGAUCCUGUUAUCAUAUGUGAUAUCACUGGUGGCCCGAUCCCAACUGUCUGCUUUUGCAUUUUCAGCUGGUGGUCAAGCCGGCUCACCACCGGUCAAGGCAACAACCCCUGGCCCCUUGCCCUUGUUUGGUGCACCAAUAAUUUAUCUGAUAUGCCAAUCACUUUCUCUGUUCGGCAUCUUAGUCUGGUCAGAUCAUGGAUUCUCGUUUCCUAGCUUCAGGGCGGGGUCCGUAGAAAUUGACUUUGAGGAUACGUCCACGAAAGAGCCUGAAGUAUCAGACGAAAUAAAUCGCGUGGCUAAAUCGGAUGAUGGUCUUAGAGUCUUACAUACUAGCAAGACACUCAAAACGAGAGCUAGUGGUAAGACGAAAGUUGUGGAUGAUCUAACAUUUGGUAUCAAACGGGGAGAAGUCUUUGCACUCGUAGGUCCUAAUGGAGCGGGAAAGUCUACCACAAAUUCCAUGAUUCGAGGAGAAAUCAAGCCAGAUCAUGGAAACGGGCAGAUAUUUGUCGAGAAUACCCCAGUAGCGAAGGACAGAGAUGCAGCUCGUUCUCAUCUGGGAGUAUGUCCGCAGCAUGAUCCAUUAGACAAGAUGACGGUUCUCGAACAUCUUUGUUUCUACGCAGGGAUCCGUGGUCUUAGCGAUAUUGAGCAAAAUGUCGAUAAUCUUGUAAAGGCUGUUGGUCUUGCACCUUUCCGAGAUAGAAUGGCGAGCAAGCUGUCAGGUGGAAACAAGAGGAAGUUGGGGAAUCCCGAUGUAUUAUUGCUGGAUGAGCCAUCUUCGGGUAUGGAUCCUCUCGCCAAGAGAAGCAUGUGGACAACACUUUCAAGAUUCGUCCCUCAUCGGUCGAUCCUCCUUACCACGCAUUCAAUGGAAGACGCGGACGCAUUAGCCUCUCGUGUUGAUAUCCUGGCUAGGCACAUGCUCGAUCUUGGAACGACACAACACUUACGCGCCAAACACGGAUAUGGCUUUCACGUCCAUCUCGUACUUAAAUCUGCGCCCACCACAGGUCUGGAUGAAAUGGAGAAUUUGAAAGAGUGGGUAGAAGGGAAAUUUAAGGGCAGUGAGAUGUAG